AUGCCUCGUGGUGGCAAAACUCGAAGGCUCGAAGAUAUGUUGCCCCAGUCUCACAUUGCUCCUGAUAGAGAUGAACUAAGAGAGCCCGAGAGAGGAAAUGUGAUUGGAAUUGAUCCUAUUGCUGUUGAAAAAAUUGCUAUUGCCGUUGCAUCUGCUAUGCAUAAUACUGACAGAGAUUUUAGUAUUGAAAGGGCUACAAAGUUAGGGGCUAAAGUGUUCACUGGCACAGCCGAUCCUGCAGUUGCGCAGGCAUGGAUGACAAAGAUAGAGAGGGUAUUUGACGUUAUAGGUUGCUUAGACGAUCGGAAGUUGUGUCUUGCCACUUUCUUAUUAGAGAAAGGUGCAUAUGAUUCGUGGCAGUCGGUACGGAGUGUAUAUCUAGACCGUUCCAUCAUUACUUGGACAUAUUUUCGUCGUAUCUUUUAUGAUGCCUAUUACCCUCGGUCCUAUAAAGAUGCAAAGCAUGAGGAAUUUCUAAAACUAAUACAAGGUCAGAUGACUAUUGCAGAAUAUCAUGUGAAAUUUAUUGAACUUUCAAAAUAUGCCCAAGUUCUGGUAUGCAACGAAAUUGAUAAAUGCAGACGGUUUGAAAAUGGGUUAAGGGAAGAAAUCAGGUCAGUUGUAACAGCUGUAGGCUGGAAUGAAUUUGGAAAAUUAGUGGAAUCAGCUUUGAGAGUAGAAAAGAGCAUUUCUGAUAGGCCAAGUGGUAGAGAACAAACAAUGUUCAGAGCAAGCGGUAGUCAGACAAUGGCAAGUGCUUCUAGCUAUAGACCACCACGGAGGGACAGUAGAGGAUUUCGACCUGGUGUGUCUAGUUCAGAGUGUUUAAAGUUCAAGGGAGUUGGUGUUUGCUAUCACUGUGGCCAAGAAGGACAACUGAAAAGGAAUUGCCCAGUUGUAUUCCAGGAGGAUAGCAUGGCACAGAGGAUGUUUCCUCAGCAGAGUGCUGGUAGUACAAGACAGAAUCAGACUUAG
Molecule: messenger RNA, 975 nt
Organism: Olea europaea var. sylvestris
Lineage: Eukaryota; Viridiplantae; Streptophyta; Magnoliopsida; Lamiales; Oleaceae
Exons: 3
Coding region: 1-975 (324 amino acids)
Molecular function (GO): zinc ion binding; nucleic acid binding
Source: RefSeq, a predicted model, not a curated record